AAACUCCCUAACAAGGCGGGAAGGCAUCUCGCUCUAGAUCGCAGUCAAUUUGAGCUCAGUCACUUCCGGAAAUCCCCAAUUCUCCACCAAACCCUAAUUUAGAUCCGAUGGACCAAUCGCUCUCGCAGGAAUCCCCGCCGGCUCCUGAGGCCGGCGAGCGCAGAGGCGUUCGCCGGAGGUUGGUCCAGUCCACGCUGUUCUCCCCCAAAGCGCAGGACAUCGAGGCAGUUGGCGUUCAGAACAAUGAGCAGAAUUGCAGCGAAGGCGAGGGUGACGAAGACGACGAGGCCUGUGGGAGCCAAAAGAAGAGGAGGAAGCGGAGAGGAAAGGUGGCGACUCCGAAACGAAAUUCUUCUGCCAAGAAGGACAAGCGACAGCUGAACAGUACACCAAAGAAGAAUGGAACGACCAAUGGCAUGAAGGGAGUCUGCUCAACGCCAAAAUCAAUCAAGCUGGUAGAGAAUGAAGUUGGGUCUCCACCUAUCCCCAAUCUGCGGAUGGAGGCAAAACUCAGAGCUGAGGAGAAUUCGCGAAUGUUUGCUGGAAGACAAAUUCAUCCCUUUUUCUCAUCAUGGAGGUCAGACAAGAAAUGUCAGGAGGCUACUGAAAUUGAAGGAAACCCUUGUUCCAGUGACAGAAAGAGCCAAAGCAUCACCCUGUGUCCUAUCCACGUAUUUGAAAAGACUGAGGAUGAUGGAGGAACCUCUCUUGAUUGGAGAAGUUGGAUAUUCAAUGAGGAAACUUUCUCGGGCACACAUUCCUGUCUCGAAAGCACAUCUUCUUUUUUUGAAGGCGCAGCAUGUUCCUUAACUUUUGAUAAAUUUCAUUGCGUCCCCCACCAUGCCUACAACAAAUCACCUGUAAAGAAGGAGGUGUCAUGGAGGCAAAGCCGCAAUCAACAACUGAAUCAUGAACCAGCAGCUACACACGAGGCUGAUAUCUGUGACGAGAAGUUAAUUUGCUGUCAUUUUAAGGGCAGCACACUGGACCAUGAGAUCAAUGAAGUUGGUUCCCUAUCAGAGUGUAGCGCAUGUUUAGGAAAGUCAGAUCCUGAGCAGCAUCACGAGGAAAGGACGCCAUCAACCAAUGAUAGUUCUCGUGAUGAGCCUCCAAAUACAUUAUGGACGAAUAAGUACCAGCCAAAAAACUCCAUGGAGGUUUGUGGUAACAGUGAAGCUGUCAAGUUUCUGACCGAAUGGCUACGCCUUUGGCACCAAGCAGAUUAUAAAAAUAUCAAAAACCUGGAUGGGGUUGAGGAGUCUAGCUUGCAAUAUGAUUAUUAUGUCCUUGACCAAAGUGACUCUGAGUCAGAACGCAAGGAGAGGCAUGCGAGGUUGAAAAAUGUUCUCUUGGUUACUGGACCCGUUGGGUGUGGGAAGUCUGCUGCGAUCUAUGCUUGUGCAGAAGAGCAAGGGUUUGAAGUAAUGGAGGUCAAUGCAUCAGAGUGUCGAAAUGGAGCUCUGAUGAAGCAAAAGUUUGGAGAAGCCUUAGAGUCCCACUUGCUGAAAUGGUCAACAGAAAAUCAAGUGGAUAUUCAAACCAAGAGUGAACUUUGUUCAGCAGCAGACAGUGGUAAAGCAGAGGGUGAGGGUAAGACAGAGUUGAUUGAAUCGAUACAACUAUCAGAUGAGGAAAAUCCAUAUUCUGCUGGAGCUGUGAAAUUGACAGCCAGGGCGAAUGGGGCCUCUUGUCAUCAAGCAGAAGUUAAACCUCUUAUUCUUUUUGAGGAUGUUGAUAUCACUUUUCUGGAUGAUCGUGGUUUUAUAGCUGCUAUACAACAUAUUGCGGAGACGGCAAAGGGUCCUUUAAUUCUGACCAGUAGUAGCUGCAAUCUUCUCCUGCCUGAUAAUAUGGAAAGGCUGGAGACAUGUUUCACUGCACCUUCUGUGUUGGAAUUGCUUUGCCAUGUGCAUAUGGUUUGUGGUGUGGAGAAAAUGAGAAUCCAGCCUCAUUUAGUGCAAAAGUUUGUUGGAUGCUGUGAGGGAGAUAUUCGGAAAACCAUUAUGAAUCUCCAAUUCUGGUGCCAGGGUAACGAAGAUCGAAAAGGUGGUGAUGUCCGUGGAGCAUAUGGUCCAGUAUUGUUUGAUCUCGAGUCUGGCCAUAAGAUACUACCAAAAUUAAUGCCUUGGGAUUUUCCCUCUGAAUUGUGUGAACUAAUUGAGAAGGAAAUCAGCAAUUCAUUGACUCCAAUGCAAGACAAUUCUUUCCUAUUGGGGACGAUUGAUGAACAUCUCGAGGACAAGGAAGUUCAGUGUCCUCAGAGAAUGGAUCAGAAUGAAAUAGAUUUGCAAGCCAAGAAGGAAGCCAUGUUAAGGAGAAACUGUUCUAUGUAUGAUGACGAGGACUUGACUAUUCAUUUCGCUACUUUUGGUGAGCCUUCUGCCAACCCAGGAACUCCUGUUGCAUGCUCCCAACGAAAAGGCCGGAAUAAACUUGAUAUUGUUCUGUCUUCAGAUUCUGAAGAUGAAACUUUUAAUCAUGGAUAUGUCAGGCCAAUGCAUGAGGAAUCUCCCAUGGUGAACAGUGGGGCUCCCGCUCAAGAGAGAGAAAUACAUAAUUGCUUUGCCCCACUUGGUGAAGAACAAUGUCCAUGUGGAGGAGGAGAAGCGGAAAACUGCCUUUUGCCUCGUUCAAUCAUGGGCAUUAAUUUACAGAUGACUGACCCAUGCAAAUCACUGGAUGAGUCAUGUGUUCCCGAAUCAUCAUUUGUUCCUGAGACAGAAAUAGAUGAUGGAAUAGAGCUGUCAUCCAGGACUUAUUCUUGUCGUGGUGGUGAAAUGGGGGAGCCUUAUUUCGACAAUGGGUUGGCAUCUGUCGUGUCUCCAGUUAAGAAUGGAUUCUGUGUAAAGCCAUUGUCCAGGUUACGGAGACUUUCAGAUAUGUUGGCCAACAGAUGUGAUAUGAUGGAAGACUCUUCACAUGGUGUUGGUGAAGAUUCUCAGUUGGGUAAUGUGGAAGCUGUCGAUAAAGGAUACCAGCUAAUGGAUGAGUGCAGCCGUGUGGACUUUAAUGAAAGCCACAGAUAUCAGGCUGGGUUUAGGAUAGUGUCUAAUUCAGUUCGAGAAUCAUGGAAAAGGCUUCGUGAGCAAUUAAAAAAUCGUGUUACCAAGCAUGAGAAAGAUGCUUUUCAAAUGGUACAAAUUGCCAGCAGAAUAAGCAAUCUAAUUUCAGAAGCUGAUUUGUUACGUAAUAAUUGCCAAUCAGUGAUAGACGAUUAUGUAGAUCCAACAAUGGUUAUUGCCGAGGAACCUGAAUCUUUUAGUCGAUACAAUGAGCAAUGGCAGAUGACAUCCACAUUUGUCCAGCAUGGAUUGUGCUCUUUUGCUAAAGAUAUACCUACUGUUGGGUCUGAAAACAUGUGCCAGAAUGGAGUGGAUUUGGCGUAUGAAAUGUUAGCUUUGACGAGUAACAGGAUGGCAGUGGCUAAGCUUAUUAUCCAGGAUAUGGGAGGAAGUAAGAUUUCAGAUGCUGUCAUGGAUACUCCAGAUAUUGAUGUGUCCAGAAGGAAAACAAGGACAUCCCUCUUUGACGUAAUAGAGUCUGUGGGUCCGUCAAAACUGUACUUGUAUUUGAGAGAUAAUGCUUUCUAUGACUAUCUUUCGUCUCUAGGAAAAAUUUCAAAAGCAGAAACAGCUCGUUUGUCCGGAUGCAUCAACAAGAAGAGGCGAAGGGGGAGGGCUUCCCGCCACUACUUGAGCAAUGGUGCACUCAUGUUAUCUCCUGAACACAUUUCCUUGUUGCAGAGAUGCAACUCUUUUGGAAACAAUACAGCCCAAGUAAUGGAUAAUGGUUUUAGGUAAAUUAUUUGCCCCAUUCAACUGAAGGCGAAAAUGACCGGAGAAACUUUCCCUC
Molecule: messenger RNA, 3852 nt
Organism: Rhodamnia argentea
Lineage: Eukaryota; Viridiplantae; Streptophyta; Magnoliopsida; Myrtales; Myrtaceae
Exons: 16
Coding region: 108-3800 (1230 amino acids)
Biological process (GO): DNA repair; DNA damage checkpoint signaling; mitotic DNA replication checkpoint signaling
Molecular function (GO): chromatin binding; ATP hydrolysis activity; ATP binding
Source: RefSeq, a predicted model, not a curated record